AGCAUGUUCAUGCUGCAGGAGCCUUCCCCUCCACCGUGGUCACCACCUCUAUGUUCACCAUCGUGCCCGUCACCAUGAUCGCUGUGUCCUCCAUCGUGAUCCAUAACUUUGCCGAGUUGAAACUGUAGUAAUACGAAAACGAAAAAUUUGAACUGGAAAGGAAAAUGGUGUGAGAAUAUUACAACAGAGGGAAAUAAAUGAGUACACCUGUGACUCUCAAAAACCCAAAUACUCAGAGAACAAGAAAAAGAUGUAAAAACUAACUCAUCCCAUUUGCUCCAACAUGCUCAAAACUGAGAAUGUGCAUUUUCGCAAGACCAACAAGAAUACGGUGGUGAAACGUGUUCGUGAGGUCUAUCUUCGCAAGGAUAUCCCUUGCCUUUCAAGUCAAUGUCCAUUAAAACCGCAAUGCCAUCAGAAAGUCGUUGUUGAGUCAAGCCUCUUAAGCCAAGAACCUCAGUACUAUCUCAUUCCAGACUAUUCGGUCGCUUUGCGCUAUGUAGAACUAUUGGAGCAAGAAGAAUUGACAAAUAUUAUAUUCACAGAGACAGUUCUUCAGAGGCUUCAAAACGAGGAUAAGUCAAGAACAUACAAGAGUUUGCGACAAGUAGUUAAAGAUCCCCGUCGCAGAAGCGUGGUCUUUAGCAACGAGCAUUGUCAGGACACUUUGGUUUUACGCGAGGUACAUGAAUCGAUUGAACAUAGGGACUGGCGAGCUCUCGUGCAGGCAGCAAGAUGGUAUCGCUACCAUUUAUUGGGAAAGGCUCCGAUUAUUUUACUCUCAGAGCAGUUCACGCAGGAGGAUAUCUAUAUAUCAUCUAACAUGGACACCAGUGGCAUCGUGGUAAUGUCUCUCAAGACAUAUUUGGAUGAAUACUGGCCUACAGGAUUAGUGCUGCAUGAAUUAUUAGGUUCGUUAAAGGAGGCGAUUUUGGAAGAGGAUCUCGACUGCCAGAACAAAGGACUUAGUAUUUCAAGAAAGGGCUCAAAUGGAAUAGGAUACCAAGAAUAUAAGCCCAUGUCCGAGCUUGAGGCCGGUGUAAAGUCUGAGCGCUUCUUCCAGGGUGUUCUCCGAGUUCGUGCAAAUCAUCGAGAUCAAGCCUUUAUUCGAGGGGGCGCGAAUAUCGGCGAAAUUGUAAUUGUCGGUUCCGAGCACCGUAAUCGCGCCGUUCAUGGCGACAUGGUGGUCGUCGAGCUUUUAAACAAAAGCUCUUGGGUAGCGCCGUCGACCUAUAUAUCGUAUGAUCCUGAAGAAAUUCAUGGUGCAGGUGAUGAUGAAGAAGGCCAGCAUCGCUCCAAUGAAAUUAAGCCAACGGGCCGUGUGGUCGGCAUCAUGUCUAGAAACUGGCGGCCAUAUGUUGCAACGCUGCAGGAGGGCUCAGAGAAAGAAUUAGGGUCAUUUCACUUGGUGCUCCCUUUGGAUCCAGUGAUCCCAAAAAUCAGGAUCCGUCACCAUGAUCCAAAGGCCCUAGUAAACCAAAGAAUCGUUGUUCGCAUUGACAGCUGGCCUAGCAGCUCGCAGUACCCGAAUGGCCAUUACGUACGCAGCAUUGGUCCUGCUCAUGACUUGGAUACUGAAAUCUCAGCCAUUUUGAUUGAGCACGGUAUCUCUGUUUCACAGACUACUCAAGAGUUCAGCGAAGGAUCACUCAGAGAGAUGCCCAUCAAUACAUCGGACAAUCCCUGGAUACCUGAGCCAUCGGAGCUUAGUAGACGACGAGAUCUCAGGAAACAUGUCAUCUUCAGUAUUGAUCCUCCAAAUUGCCAGGAUAUCGAUGACGCAAUUUCGAUUAAAGAGAUUAGCAAUGGCAAUAUUGAGUUUGGCGUUCACAUUGCAGAUGUCAGCUACUUUGUGAAGGAAGGUUCGCUCACGGACCUUGAGGCUAGAGCUCGAGGAACCACGAUAUACUUGUCAGAUCGUCGAUUUGAUAUGCUCCCCAAGGUCUUGAGCGAGCAAGUAUGCUCUUUACGUCAUCAUGUUGAUCGAUACGCUAUGUCCGUUAUCUGGAUUCUUGAUCACGAGGCGAAUAUAAUUGACGCCUGGUUUGGGCGCUCAGUCAUUCGAUCCGCAUGUGAAAUGGAGUACGAGCAGGCGCAAGGACUUUUGGAUGGCAAGGAUGUUGUUUCUGGGCUAGAUGCGAAACUAUGCAAGCAGCUUAAACCUCUUGUCAUCCUCUUGGCCAAAACAAUGCGUAAAAUUAGAGCACGCCGUAUAGCCGGUGGAGGAUUGGAGUUAGAGAGCUCAGAAGUUAAAUUCAAGUUUAAAGAAGAGGGUGGUGGGAUAUCUGACAUUCUGCCAAAGCAAUCACUGGAAGUACAUCAAGUUAUUGAAGAAGCCAUGGUCAUGGCCAAUUCUUAUGUAGCCAAAAAGAUUUAUGAAGGAUUCCGAGACUCAGCGAUGCUCCGCCACCAUCCCCCUCCUAUUGACAGUCACUUCAAGAUGCUCCUUCGCGCUGCAGAGAGUAGAGGUUUUACAAUCGAUACCAGUUCAAAUCUUGCGCUCGCCAAUUCAUUACGAGACUGUGCUGCAAAGAGUCAAGACGAUAUCGAAUUUGUCCGGCUCUUGAAGACUAUGGCAACCAUGGCUAUGUCCGAGGCUUGUUAUAUUUCUUCCGGUUCCAAACCCAUUAAUGAAUAUGCGCAUUAUGGCCUGGCUCUAGACUUUUACACUCACUUUACCUCACCCAUCCGUCGCUAUGCGGAUCUUGUGGUUCAUAGACAAUUAAUGGCAUGUCUCAAGAGUACAGAACCUAGUCGAUCUCAUGUAUCGCCAAUAACAUCUGAUUUGCUAAAAAACGGCUUCAAGAUGGAGCAGUUGGCAGAUCAUCUCAACUACAAAAACAGGGAGUCGAAGUUGGCACAAAAAGACUCGACAGAGUUAUUCCAGACCCUUUAUGUUCUACAAAAAACGAAGAAUCCAGCAGCGAUUAAUGCCGAAAGUGAAGCUGAAGAUGUCCUAUUUGUGGAGACAGGAAUUAUUUCAGAGAUUCGUGAAAACGGUUUCUUUGUUUUUGUACCUCGUUUCGGGAUUAAAGGCCCUGUUUAUCUCAAAGAGAAAUCUGGGGAGAUCAUCAUACCUCUAUCGGUUCUUCAAGGAGGAAAGAGCUCAAAAGAGGGUGUUGAUCUUCACAACGGUGAUCAUUUGAUUACUGUUUCUGGGUGUGAGAUGGAUACAGACUUAAUGACACAAAUCUGUCUUCGAGUUCCUCCUCAAGUGUUGGCAUUAUAUCCCCCGGGUCUCCUUUGUACCGUCAAAUUUCGUCUUUUUGAUAAAGUCAGAAUAGCUUUACGGUUAAAAAGAUCGUAUGCCCAUCGCCACAGCAUCUACAUGGUAUUGAUUGGUCUCCAUCAUAAUACGUCUGCCACACCUUUAAGAAACAAAUCCCAGAUGCUUAAGAAAGGUGCUGUUGGAAGGCAGCUGAAAGAGGAUGAAGUGAAUCGCAUUGUUCAACAGGAUCCUGAGCUCGCACCCUUGUCGAAGCAAGAUUUAAUCCAUCUUAUUCAGGAGCAGCAGAAACAGUUUGAAAAGGAUUCAAAAAUAAAACGUAUGCGUAAGCAGCCCGUCAGUUCUGAAGGGCUUUAUUAUCAGACGCCACUAGAUGACAGCCUCUACGUGGUCAUGGAAUCUUUUGAUCGUCUCCGGAUCAAUGAGUUCACAUUAUCUUGAAAAAUAGGCUAUACAAAAUAUAGAUGCCGCUCAAUAAAAUAACCCAGCGUUGCUCAUCUCACCAAAAGCAUUGUAAAACAAGCACCCAUCUUUCUGAUGAUUUUUAUUCAAGCAAGUCGGUCUUUUUUGAGUCUUCAUUGACUAAAAAGUGAUGAAAUUAAAGAUCAUAAAAGACCAUUUAAGCCUCGGUUCUGACGCGAGCGUUAGCGUUGGUGACCUUGAUGUUGAGUUGCUGGGCACGCUCAACAAUGGCGAUGCGGUUGCGGGAAGAGACGUUAUGGGCAAUCUCAGCAGCAAAGGUGCGG
This is a messenger RNA of Lobosporangium transversale, 3972 nucleotides long. RefSeq lists its product as hypothetical. The record is from RefSeq and is a predicted model, not a curated record. Gene Ontology annotation, biological process: rRNA catabolic process. Gene Ontology annotation, molecular function: RNA binding; 3'-5'-RNA exonuclease activity. The transcript has 10 exons. Gene Ontology annotation, cellular component: cytoplasmic exosome (RNase complex). NCBI's taxonomy places the organism in Eukaryota, Fungi, Mortierellomycota, Mortierellomycetes, Mortierellales, Mortierellaceae. Bases 284 to 3667 code for a protein of 1127 amino acids.